Ceutorhynchus assimilis (cabbage seed weevil) is the source of this 2502-nucleotide messenger RNA. The record is from the annotation of a GenBank genome assembly. NCBI's taxonomy places the organism in Eukaryota, Metazoa, Arthropoda, Insecta, Coleoptera, Curculionidae.
CUAGGUACCUAUCCUAUCUCUGUGUGACCUUUAAAAUAUUUUAAUGAUAAGAAUAAAGUAGUUCUUUGUAUUCGGAGUUGUGUAAAUUUAGGUGACGUGUUCGAACCAAAAGGGUUUUUUUGCGGAAUCUUGGAAACUUUGAGUCUAGUGUAUGGAUUAUAUUUCUUCAAAAUUACGGAUUUUUUUUGCAUAAAGGUGUGAUGCAAAAUUCCUCUUCAAUGCACCAUGGAUGUUAAACCCAACUACUAUUCCAACCCAGCGUUUUGCCAGCAAAGCGAAUACUAUCAUCAAAAACGCGCUUUGAGCCCUCAAGGCAGCGUCAGACAAUCGCCCGUAGGAGCCCAAACCAGCCAUGUAGUUUUCGAUAAUUCUUUAAGCGAAAUUCAUGAUAAUCCUGAAGAAUUAGUCGACAACAUCGAAGAACAAGAAUUUUACGAAGAAGUCAUUGUUGAUAAUAACGGAUUUAUUAAAGGGAAGAAAUUUGUUGUGGUAGCUCAGAAUAAUGAGGGACAGAAGUAUAUUCAGUUGCCUCAGGAAGAACGAAAAGGAAGCAGAUAUGGAAGUACUCAACAAAUCCAUUACAAUUCACCAAAAAAUCCUCCACUCCAAAACCAAAACUCCAGAUAUGAAUACAUUCCAUUGCAGGAACAAGAUCCGAGAUGUAUGCCUGAUGCAUUAGCUCGAUCGACCCCUAAAAAAUCGCAGAUGCUCGAAGAACAUGUGGAAAUUGUUCCUGGAAUAGUUCAUAGAUAUGCAGUUAUAGAAGCUGAAGAGGAAACGGCAUUGACAAGCAAAAACGAAAAAUACGCUUUGGUUCCAGUCAACCAACUAAAUACAGUCAUUACAUCGCAAAACCAAAACAGGUAUGAAUACAUAAAAGAAUCUCCAGCACCCCCAAAAGUCCAUCAAGUUCCACAACAACAACCAAACAGAUACGAAUAUAUUCAAAACACGCCACCAAAAAAUAACUCUAGAUACGAAUACAUCCAGCAAUCUCCUCCAAAGGCCGUUGGAGGCAGAUACGAUUAUCCUCCUGCUCAAAGAAAUCCUCCCAGACCUGGCACAAACCCUAUAGCCACUCAAAAGCUACACGAACUACUUUCUACCCCUAAAAAGACCAAAAGACAAACCCCACAAAGGAUGAUGGUUUCUCCUCACACUUCACGCCGUACUACAGUUAACUCUCCACCAUUAUCACCCAUUACGAAGGACCCAUUCCAGACACCCAGAAACUCACCCCAAAGAACCAUUCGACCAUCGCUGAACUCAAAAGUCCAGCAAAAGCUCAACUACGCUAUUGGCUCCAAGCAAUUUAACAAUAAUCAAGAAAAACGACAACCAAACACCGCCAUAGUACCACCAAUGUGCUCCAGCCCGGUGCAAAGUAUUUACGGGGAAACAACUUAUUCGCAGAAAUCCGAAUCCUGGAUGAAUUUGAGCGUUAAAGGCAAUACGGCUUCAGGACAAGCUUUGGCCAUAGCCGCAUUUAUAAUGUUUAUGUGCGGCGUGGCCACCACUGGGUUGUGUUUUUAUAUGUUGUCUUUUAUGGGGAGGCCGUACUAUUUGGAUUUUGGUACUGUGGCCGGAUUCACCUGCGCUAUUAUGGGGAUUUUGGGGUUCCGGUCUAGGAAUGUUUAUUGGCUGCCCAAUAGGAACUAUCUUUCAGGUUACUUGAUUUUAAGUCUCUUUAGCAUCCUGACAUGCACAGGCCUAAUUUUACUGCUAGUCUACGAUCCAGAUCCGGGUACUCCUUUGGCUGACAUGACUUCGGCAGCAGUUUGUGGAUUCUCGGUGCUGACAUUGAUUUUGGCACUGACUGGAGUGGUAUCUAGUUACUGUUGCAAGUAUCCUCCUCCUGAUAAUAGAGUGCAACAUUGUUCACCUGGUUUGACAGUGUAGAGACUUGAAAAGUGCGUGAUAGAAUGGUAAAAUCUAGUGUAGGUUUGUAUACCACAACUGUGAGAAUACAUAUUUCAUAAUUUUCUUUUUCGAUAUAAAUUGCGAACAUUGUGAAAUUUGUAUUGAGAUAUGGGUUUUUGAUAACUUGUCUUAUGAAUUAACUACAAAGCAGGCUUUACGGCCUAGGUUCACAAAGAUACGAUCAUAAUAACCAUUCCAUUUAAGAAUAACAUUGUAAAUUUAUGUGAAAUUUUGUAAACUAUGUGUAGAAUUAAGAAUAAAUUUAAUUUUUUAUUGAAUAUUGAAUAUGUUGUAGUCUUUUCCAAAGAGUGCCUUCUGAGUAUAGGUAAUCAUUAGUAGAUAUACAGACUCCAUUUGUUUCAAGCUACAAACAUCUAAUUGUUCUUAAAACAAAUGGAAUAGUACUUUUUUUUUAUAAUAACCGCUUUUACAUAAAAAUUACAACCAAAGAUAAAAUGCGUUACGCCUUAGUCAUACAAUGAAUAAUGAAAUUUUGAAAAAAUUAGCCUUAUUACAGUUUUUAUAGUACUUAAUUAUUGAUUGUAAGAUUUUAUUAUAUUGAUUUAAAUAUUUAUAACGUUA